Molecule: messenger RNA, 888 nt
Organism: Aspergillus alliaceus
Lineage: Eukaryota; Fungi; Ascomycota; Eurotiomycetes; Eurotiales; Aspergillaceae
Product: P-loop containing nucleoside triphosphate hydrolase protein
Exons: 3
Coding region: 1-888 (295 amino acids)
Biological process (GO): transmembrane transport
Cellular component (GO): membrane
Molecular function (GO): ATP binding; ATP hydrolysis activity; ATPase-coupled transmembrane transporter activity
Source: RefSeq, a predicted model, not a curated record
AUGUAUCAAGCGGUCCAAGGCUGGCAAACGGUCUCCUACUUUAACCGAUUUACCUACGAACGAAACCGCUUCCACGAUGCAGUCGAAGCCCACCUUACAGCAAGCGAGAACAGUAACCUUCUUCAUCCUAGUCCCCCAGUCAUCUACGAAAUCACCCGCGGCAACGCAACCCCGGGCGCCUUCGUCUUCUUCCUCCAAUACUGGAGACGCCUCCUCACCCUCCUCACAACAACCCCCACCCAUCACCGACAAAGAAAACACCUCAAGCACCUCGGCUCGGUAGAAGGGAAGGUCACCUUCCAAAACGUCUAUUUCGCCUGCGACAAUCGAACCCUAAUGCUAAAGGACAUAACCAUCACCGCUGAAUCAGGCCAAACAGUCGCCCUAGUCAGCCAAACCGGCAUCGGGAAAUCCUCCCUCCUCAAACUUCUCCGUUUCUACGACGCCUCCUCCGAAUCCAUCACAAUAGACGACCACAAUAUCCGUGAUGUAUCCCUAAGCUCUCUCCGCGAAAGCCUAGGCGUCUUCCUACAAGACCCCCUCCUCUUCAACUCAACUAUCAUCGAGAAACUCCGGUACGCGCGCCCCUCCGCCACAGACGAGGAAAUCUUCUCCGCUUGCCGCGCAGCGGCCAUUCAUGAGAAGAUACUUACCUUUGCAAAGGGGUAUGAGAUGCGUGUUAGGGAUCAGGGGUAUAAGCUCUCUGGGGGCGAGUUGCAGCGUGUGGCAAUCGCUCGAGUGGUUUUGAAGGAUCCGCCUGUUUUUCUUUUGGAUGGGGCGACGAGUGCGGUGGAUCCGGAGUCGGAGUCGGAGAUUCAGGGGGCGUUGGAGAUGGCUAGGAGGAGGGCGACGUUUGUUAUUUCCACAUCAAAAUGCUAUUAUCGCUAG